AUCUGUUUGGUGGUUCCGUGGUGCGAACAAAAGUUGUGGUCCAACGGUCAAAAGCGACACUUGACUCGACUGUCACUCGACUCUCGACUCACCCGCUCUCGGGGAGUGGUUUCGCUUUGGAUCUUCUCGGCGUAACCGAAUGGAACGCACAAUGUUCCGAAGAGAAGUCUUGUGGCGAACUUUGUAGGGGGGCUAGUUGGGAUUCGAAAACCGCUAGCUAGGCAGAAUGUGUGCCUGUGCUGUGUAAAAUACAAAAGCUGGUCUUUUGAGCCGAGUACUUCAAUUUUUGAGGCUCCACCCCGACGUUCAAGUGUCCAAACAGCAUUUGGAAAGCGAAAAGGAAAAUGAAAAAGAGAGCCAUAAUACGUAGAGCUCGGUGCAGCAUUCGCCUUGAGCUCGUUAAUCAUGCCUGGGCCGAACAACCAAGUGCUAGCGGCUUUCCUCUGGCUAUUCUUCAUGGCCGUGGAAGCCCGUCGGCAUCCAGAUUUCAAUCCUCGAAGGACUGCCAACAACAUGAGGUCCGACAACUAUGCCCAAGCGGCAGCCCGACAGCAACAGAUGCCUGAAACCUCUUCGCAGGAGAAGGACAAGAGUGAUUCCGUUGACAAAAUAUUUGCCUAUCCCUAUGAAGACUACAGGCUCGAGAGCAAUGGUCUCCAAGUUAUCAUUGUUCCUUUAGGUGAUGACUUCCCUGGAAUCGUCUCGACGCACAUCACCAUCACAACAGGCUCCAGAAAUGAAUUAGAGCCAGGAAAGACGGGGAUGGCGCACUUUUUUGAGCAUUGCAUGUUCCGUGGAACCAGCAACAUUUCAUCCGAAGAAUUUGAUGCAACUUAUGCUGAAAUGGGAGCAUCAUACAAUGCCUGGACAUGGGUCGACACCACAAAUUAUUACGCAACAUUCCCCAAAGCAGCAGCUGAUGGCACCAACAACCUAGAGGUUAUCAUGCUGUAUGAGUCUGACAGAUUCAAGUAUCUCAACUACGCAGAAGAUGAUUUCAAGACUGAAGCUGGCGCCAUUUUGGGUGAAUACAACUACUACCAGGACAAGAUUUGGAAUACCCUUGAUGAAGUGCGAAACAAUCUGUCUUACGCGGUUCAUCCUUACAGGCACCCAGUAUUGGGAACCCUUGAGGAUAUCAAGGACAUGCCAAAUGAGCUAGAGUACAGCCGUGUUUUCUUUGAGCGCUUCUACAAGCCUGAGAAUGCCAUCUUGAUGGUGUUUGGAGAUGUUGCAGUCAAUGAGACCAAGGAACUCAUUGAGCAGUACUGGGGUGAUUGGGAACAAGGAGAAGGCUAUGUGUCGGAUAUUCCACAAGAACCUGCUCGGGAAAGCGCUGUGUAUGAGCACAUUGAUUGGCCAGAAGCAAGCACCCCUUGGCUUUCUAUUUCCUUCAAUGCAGCAAACUUCACAGUUUCUGAACCUGACACAGCAGCACUGGACAUCAUUCAGUUUAUGGUAUUUUCGUCUGCAAGCUCACUGCACAGCAAGCUUGUGAUUGAAGAGCAAGUUGUCAUUGACUUGCAGGCAUGGUAUUACUGGUUCAAGGAUCCAGCUCUGUUCAUGAUUGAAGCCAAUGUAGCCAACAUUGAUUCACUAUGGUAUGUCAGGGAUGAAAUUCUGAAGGCUUUAGCUCAAUUACGAACAGAAACAGUGUCAAAUCAAGCGCUCGAUAGGGUCAAGUCCAAUCUGAAGUAUGGGGCAGCUAUGGGCUUCAUUUCUACUGAUGCCAUUGCUGAUGACAUUCAAUAUUAUGUAUCCUUGACUGGCAACCCUGAUAGCAUCAACCAGCUCUAUGCCCUUUAUGACAAAGUAACCCCAGAGACCCUUCUUGCUGUUGCCAACAAGUACUUCACAGAUGAUCACCUUGCCACGAUUUCACUAUCUCAUGCUGGUGACACACUCCCAGAACCUCCAACCCCAGCUUCAGCUGAUGUCAACGUCAUGGCUGGAUCAGUUGAUGCAAUGGUAGAAGUAGCAAUGGCUGAUGAUGGUUUCCAGAUUGAUCAAGUCACCCUUCCGAGUGAAUCUUCCCAGUUGGUCCACUUUGAUAUCCGAUUCCGUGUUGGGGCAUCAGAUGAUCCUAAAGGCAAAGAGGGGCUUGCUGCAUUGGCUACUCAAAUGGCAAGCUAUGCUGGAAGUUCUUCUAUGACCUACAAUCAGAUCCAAGAUCUUCUUUUCCCCAUGGCAGCCUCCUGGGAAAGCUCUACUGGCAAAGAAUACUCCUACUUCAGUGGAACAACUCAUGCAGACAACGUUGAUCGGUACUAUGACAUUAUCUCAGAGAUGCUACUUGAUCCUGGGUUUCGCGAAGAUGACUUUGAGCGCAUCAAGACUGAGACAAUCAGAAGCAUCGAGGAUGAGGUGUACAGUGAUAGCUCUGUUGGGCUGCGGGCUUUUGAUGGGACUAUCUUUGAAAGCCAUCCAUAUGAACACAACAAACACGGAAACAUUUCCUCCUUGGAGAACAUCUCUUUGGAUGAUGUGAAAGAGUUUUACUCCAGUUGGUUUACAAAAUCGAAUCUGAUUCUAGGUUUGGCUGGAGGAUUCUCAGACCAGUUCGUCAAGAAGGUCCAUUCUGACCUGCAAAAAUUGCCCGAAGGUUCUCCGCCUGACAAAAGCUUCUUGGAGCCACCACCUGCGAGGAUUGCAUCAAACGCCAUCAUUAUCCAACAAGAGGCCACACAAGCAACAACCGUUACCUUUGGUUUUUCGCUGCCAGCAGGUAUGAUGUCCCGAGCACACCCGGACUUCCCAGCCUUGGUCAUUGCCCUGAACCACUACGGAAGUGGCGGCUUUUCCUCCAAGCUAAUGUCCGAGAUUAGGGUGAAACGGGGUAUCAACUAUGGAAACAACGCUCGCCUGCGCUAUGGCGGUUUGGCUUUCCAAGUGAACCUGGGUGCCAUGGAUACAACAGAGAUUGCGCAUUUCACUACCCGUCUUGCAAUGUUUGAACUCAACAAGCUCAUUUCGCAAGGGCUUACACAGCUAGAAUACGAGUUUGUCCGAAACAGCAUUGUGAAUGUGCUGCCUGUUGCCGUUGACACUCCGUCCAAGGUUCUAUCCUUGGCAAUGGAGGGUUUAGAGUAUGGUUUCGGGUCUGACUAUCUUGAAUUCAUGUUGCCUGCCUUACGGAACACUUCGUUGGUCGAAGUUAAUGCCGUCGCCAAGAAGUGGUUGCAAGAUGAAGCAGUUUCCUUCGUCUUCGUCACCCCCGAUGCAGCAGAGAUGCACUCCAGACUGAUCAAUGAGACGGAAUCUACCAUUAGUUAUGAUGCGGAAGACGUCCCAGUAGAGGUGAUGUUUGACGACGAAGUAAUCAAGGACUACCCACUUGGUUUGGUGCCCGAAAAUGUGGCUAUUGUAAGUGCAUCCGACUUGUUCGGAACUACCGUUGGUGGAAUUCAAGCUGGAAGCGAGGCUGUGGUUUUGGAGGAUGCCAACCAAGUACUGGGCUUGAACGAAGGCGCGAGCACAAACUCAGAAGAAAAGGAAGAUAGUGGGGAAGAAGAAGUUGCCACCGAAUCCAGUUCCAGUUACAACGCCGAGAACGGGAACGACAACGACAGCGACAACCCCAAUCCCAGCAACGACAACGACAACGCAGAAGUCGAAAGUACUGUAGCGAACGAAGGUGACGACAUUGAUACGAUGGACAUUGAGGUGACUGAUGAUUCGCAAAUCGUUGCCGACAGCGCUGUUCAAGCAAGCGGCUGUCGAGGUUUGGCCUUGGCCGUGAUUGGAUAUGCUGCAGCUUUGCUUGCGGGGCUCUUCAUGGUAUAGUACUUUUGCUGAGACUCAAGCCCGUAGAAUUAUUACUCGAGUUCAUGUUUCAUGUACAUGCAUUUCUCCACUUCCGUUGAUGCUAGCUAGACAAGUUUCUUCCUGGAAAAUUGCACGAGCACUUCCAUUCUUG
Molecule: messenger RNA, 3916 nt
Organism: Seminavis robusta
Lineage: Eukaryota; Bacillariophyta; Bacillariophyceae; Naviculales; Naviculaceae
Source: the annotation of a GenBank genome assembly